GCGCAUGGAAUACAAAUUGAUACAUAGUUACCACGCAUGUUUGUGUACCUACUAUCUUUCCAAACAUUUGGAUACAAACAAACCAUAACAUCUAUUGCGUCUCAGAUUCUAUUCUAGAACACAUGUUUACUUCUUCUCCCUUGUAAAAAUGGACAACCUACGUUUUAUUGUCAAUGAGCUUAACAAACUCUUCGAUGCAGACUAUAACAUGAUAUCAUUUGGAUCUCUUUCGGAAACUGAACUGCUCGAAGUCCUAAUGAAUGUCCUCAGCAUGGUUGGAGCUACAGCCAAAAUUGAUGUACAAAAGAAUAAAGAACAGUCCAUAAUGAACAUCCUUAUGGCAUUACAAUCAAUCAAAUAUGUUCCGGAGAAAGACAUUCCUGCCAGUGAGUUCCGCGAAGGUUUGAUCAUGGGACGUCGGAACAUCAUCCAUCCGAUUCUUUUCUGGUUACUUUCCAACACUGAGAAAGUCAAGAAACGAGUUUAUUUUGCUACAUUUGUAGAAAGAGUUGAACUUCCUCCUGAGUUACUCGGAGAUCCAGAUAUUGAACAAAUGAACAUCGCUUAUGAAGAACUCAUCGAGAAGUUCUACGUGGCUUACAAUGAAAACACCCGUGAUAAAAAGAAUGCUGCAGAGUCGACAGAAUUACAGGAGGAUAAAAAGAUGUCGGCCGAUAUGUCCUUCUUGGUGCAACGUCUGGAUAUGCAGAAUGACAAACUAAAAAAUGUCCCAAAUCGUGAAGGGUUGAUCAAUUCUGUUAAGUCUUACAGAAGCGAAGUCAAACAAAAGGAUAAGCUUACUGAUCAGCUGCGUGCAAAAAAUCUGUUAGUUCAAAUGAAUUCUGAUAUAAAGAGCCUUCAAAGCACUAUUAAUCAAAACGCUGGACGUCGUCCGGAAAAUAUGGAUCCUAUCCAACAGAUUCGCGAAGAGGUGCAGAUCAACAAGAUAUUGAUGGAGGGACAAUUACCUAGGGAGCAUGAGGAGAUUAUAUUGGAGUUGAAAGCUUUUGAAAGAGUCGCGCAGGAAGUUGAACCUACUUCGGAAGAAAUUGACACUAUCAAUACUGAGAUGGAGGAUUUAAGUCAACGAGUACAAACUCUCCUCAAUAAAAAAUUGACUUUGACCAACACCAAUGAUGAUCAACUGCUCCCCUUCAGGAAUCAAGCAACUAUCAUUGCAAAUAAAAAGCAGGAACUUUCAAACUUCAUCAUGAAAGUGAAAAAUAAGAACGAAGCUGUUUUAGAACAGAUUAAUCAGAAGCUAGGUACAUUGAGAGAGUUAGUGGGGGAUUUGUUGCAUGGUGAUGAAUUGAAAGUCUUUAUCAGUAACCUUAGAGAAAGGAGCUUGCUCUACAAGAAGUGCAGGUCUUACUUACAAGGUUUACAAGCCGUCAUUGGUAACGCAACUAGAACAUUAGAGAUUCUCCAGUUGGAAGAUCCGACUGUUGCGGAGGCAAUUAAAUUGGCGAAGGAGAGACCUACAAAUGAAACUCCACAGACGGAUGAUAUCGCAGAGAUGAGAUAUCUCUGCAAGAAGUUGUACCAAGAAACAAAUCAGAUGAGGGCUGAGUCAUCCAGGAUCUACGAUGAGCUGGUACAACUGCGCACUGAUUUUGAAGGCUUCAAUGAUGAAUUCUAUGUUGCUAAGCGAGAAUUUGAUCAUGCAACAGAUAACAUUACUGGAACCAUUGAAAAAUUGGAACAAUCUUUUGAAGAUUUAGAGGAAAGCAUUAAGCGUGAGAAAGACGAGUGGAAAGAAGCAACAAAAAGCAUGGAAAGUUACGAGUUGAUUGUGAACAAAUAUAGUGAGGAAGUGUCAUCCACCCAGGGUGGUGUUAAUAUCAUUCAACAGCUGACCGGAAAGAUACGUGUGCAUGAGAAGAUGAAAAAAGACAUGGAAAACCAACUGGAACGCGUCAAGCAGAUGAAGGGGGCGGAACAAGAGGAAAUUGAACAACUACAGCGUAUCAAACAAAUGAUUUUAUUCAAGUUACAACAACCGGCACGUUGAAUUUUGAGAAAUUUAACAAUGCAUUUUAUUCGAACCCUUUAAACCCUUUGUAAGUGCCCUAAAUGCUCUUCGAAACAAUUUUAUAAAAAUUUGAAAAUAAGGUGUGGAAAAUGCCCUAUGUCUCUUAAACAGAUAUACUUUCUACAAGUUUCUCAACGCCAUGUUAUAGUCUAAAAGGUCCUUUUUAUGAUGCAUUUUAUUCCAAUUCCCUAGACCCUUUGCAAGUGCCCUAAAAUUCUCUUCAAAAGUUGACAUUUUUAAGAAAAUUUUAAAACAUGGUGUGGAAAACGCCCUGUACCUCCAGAACUAAUAUAUUUUCUUCAAGUUUCUUGGCGUCAUAUUAUAGUCUAAGAGACUCUUCUUGUAAUGAAUUUUAUUUCAACCCCGUAAACCCUUUAGAAAUGCCCUAAAAUGCUCCUCAAAAAUUGACAAUUUUAUUAAAAGUUGAAAACAUAGUGUAGAAAACGCCCUGUAUCUCCUGAACUAAUAUACUUUCUCCAAGUUUCUUAACGCCAUAUUAUAGUCUUAGAGACCAUUUCUACAACGCACUUUAUUCCAAUCCCCUAGAUCUUUUAGAAGUACCUUAAAACGCCCUUUAAACCUUAGCAAUUUAAUAAAAAUUUGAAAACAUGACGUGGAAAACGUCUUAUAUCUCCCGAACUAAUUGACUUUCUUGAAGUUUCUCACCGUCAUAUUAGAGUUCAAGAGUCCCUCUACACGAUGCGUCCCUUUUUAACCCUUUAGCCCUUCCGGAAGUACCCUAAAAUACGGUUUAAAAAUCGCCAUUUUUGUCCAAUAAAUUUUAUUUUUUGGUCGAAAAACAGCGUCAAAAUCGUAUUCACAAACAUUUUCGGUCGAAUAAUAGGGUCGAAAUUAUUUUUAUAAAUUAUUUUUGGCUGAACAACAGUGACGAACUUUUUUCCUAAACAUUUUCAGGUCGAAAUCAUCGAAUUGGUGAUUAUCAAAGAAACUAAUAGAGCUAGGAAAAAAAGAAUUUCAUUAUCUUGAUCCGUGAGGAAUUCACAAGAAGAGAGAAUAUGUUUUGAAAAACGACCAAAUUUGAAUGAAAAAAAUUAAAGAAAUGUUUUGUCAUAAAAAAAUUUAAGUUGUUUGUAAAGUAGGUUUACGAUCGAGAUGUUUACGUGAUAACGUCUUAUUCGUGAUAUAAGUUUUGUUUGUUGCAAUUGUUGUAACACUUCACUUGCACUUCACAUUUUGUUUUACUGUUAGGCUCCCCGCACACUACAAACUUUUUAUCGGCCGAUAAAACAUUCAACGAAAACUUAACCGCACGAGAAAAUCUCCAUUCGUUUGUAUGCCGCUAGAGUGAGAGAGACGGAAGAUCGGUCAACUCACUCGAACGCUAUGACUGGCACGGAAUGACUGGCAGCGCUCGAGAUGAGACGGGAGAUCGGUCCGUCUCUCUCUGGUUAUAACGAGAGGGGGGUCGGAAUGACUGGCAGCGCUCGAGAUGAGACGGGAGAUCGGUCCGUCUCUCUCUCGUUAUAACGAGAGGGGGGUAUACCUGCGAUCGACCUCGCUCGUGACACAAUGCUUCUGAACCGGUCACCCGUAAAACGAUUUUAAAGACGUUAUCACGUCAAAAAGGCAAAAGAUUUCUCUUUUUAUGUCGAAUGCCAAUUUCAUUCAAAUUUGUAAAUAGAAGCUAAAUGGUAAAAGUUAGCUAAAGAAGUUACUUAAUGUGUGUGUGUGUGUGUGUGUGUGCGCGCGAGUCCAAUUUCAGGUCGAAACUAAUGGUAAAAUCGGUUUACAUUAUUCGGAUCGCAGAAUGCCGAGGAGGCUGAAAAUUUUCGCGGGUAUUUCGACAUAAUUUGAAUGUAACUUUCUCUCUUCUUUUUUCUCUCCCGUUCUCUCUCGCUUUCCCUUGUUCUCUCUUACUCUUUCUCACUCUCUCUCUCUCUCUGCAUGGGCGGUCGUUCGCGUCCAAUUUCUCUUUUAUGAAUGUUUUUAUUAAUAUUCACAGUUCUGGCAAGGACCUAUUCACAUGGGUAUAUAGUGUGUAUUUUGUUUAAAUUUUAACAUAAGAGUUUGGUACCAUUUCAAAAUAUUUAAGGUCAUGUAAAAUAAAAAAAAAUUCAGUAUUUCUUUUGUCCCACCUUUUACACAAGAUAUCUAAUUCUAUUUUUGUGUUUACCAAGUACGGUAUUGCUUGUACAACGUGGGAAGACCUAACCUCAGUUUGAUUAUUAUUAGUUGAAGUAUGAAAGAAUUAUUGGGAGUGCAUCGAAGAUAUAAAGAAGAUCGAGGAUGAUUCAAGGAUGCAGUGUGGAACAGAAAAUUGUCUUAAAAAAAUUAACUGACUAAUUUAGGCUUGUUAGUCUGACAUUGUUGAAGGACCAUUCGUGCAUCACACUGGAUUUUGCACCUGAGUCUGACAUUGUAGAAGGACCAUUCUUCCAUCAGAUUGGAUUUUGCGCCUGAGUCUGACAUCGUAGAAGGACCAUUCUUCCAUCAGAUUGGAUUUUGCACCUGAGUCUGACAUCGUAGAAGGACCAUUCUUCCAUCAGAUUGGAUUUUGCACCUGAGUCUAACAUCGUAGAAGGACCAUUGUUUAUGCUUGUGUGUUUUCUUUAAUAAAGAAUAUUUUUUAAG
Molecule: messenger RNA, 4624 nt
Organism: Dalotia coriaria
Lineage: Eukaryota; Metazoa; Arthropoda; Insecta; Coleoptera; Staphylinidae
Product: intraflagellar transport protein 81 homolog
Biological process (GO): cilium assembly; intraciliary transport
Cellular component (GO): intraciliary transport particle B; cilium; centrosome
Molecular function (GO): tubulin binding
Source: RefSeq, a predicted model, not a curated record